Molecule: messenger RNA, 622 nt
Organism: Plutella xylostella (diamondback moth)
Lineage: Eukaryota; Metazoa; Arthropoda; Insecta; Lepidoptera; Plutellidae
Gene: SmF
Product: small ribonucleoprotein particle protein SmF
Biological process (GO): mRNA splicing, via spliceosome; spliceosomal snRNP assembly
Cellular component (GO): U1 snRNP; pICln-Sm protein complex; catalytic step 2 spliceosome
Molecular function (GO): RNA binding
Source: RefSeq, a predicted model, not a curated record
GAACAUCUCUAACUUCAAUGUCCACAGCAGUUGUACCAACUUUCUAAAACAUAAGCUUGAGCUUGGCGGUCUCUUGUUAGCGAAAAUUUUAGGUUAUAAAAAUCUAUUUUAUAGAAUUUUUGUUUAGUUUAUCACAAAGUAGCGUAUAAAAACACUGCGAUGGCGGCGGCUAUGCCUAUUAACCCCAAACCGUUCCUGAACAGCCUUACAGGAAAAUCUGUGCUGGUAAAAUUAAAGUGGGGGCACGAGUACAAAGGCCUCCUCGUAUCAGCCGAUGGCUACAUGAACUUACAGCUCGCUAACACAGAGGAACAUGUAGACGGGCAGUGUACAGGAAACCUUGGAGAAGUCCUCAUCAGGUGUAACAAUGUGCUCUACAUACGGGGGGCAGAGGAAGAAGACGAAGAGGGGGAAAUGAAAGAAUAGCAUAGCAUCUACUUUAAGUUAAUUAUAAAAUUAGAAUUACGGUUUUAUUUUCCAACCCAAGAAGUCAGCUCUCAUUGAGCAAGUUUUCAUAAAAAUCCUUCAGUGAAAGUUGAGGAUUUUUCAUGGAUGUCAAUGUAUUUCUAUUACAUUCUCAAUAUGUGAUUUUUCUGCCUAGAUUAUAAGAAUUCGCCAACAA